Alligator sinensis (Chinese alligator) is the source of this 4755-nucleotide messenger RNA. It is a transcript of the gene LNX1, whose product is annotated as ligand of numb-protein X 1. Gene Ontology annotation, biological process: ubiquitin-dependent protein catabolic process. Gene Ontology annotation, molecular function: ubiquitin-protein transferase activity; protein binding. The coding region runs from base 138 to 2336 and encodes 732 amino acids. Gene Ontology annotation, cellular component: cytoplasm. Lineage: Eukaryota; Metazoa; Chordata; Crocodylia; Alligatoridae. The transcript is spliced from 11 exons. The record is from RefSeq and is a predicted model, not a curated record.
GAAAGCCCAAAGCUUAUCUAGAGAUCUUUCAGACGCAUUUUAAUCUUGCAGAUUUGAUGUUCACAGGACUUGCUGAUAUUCUUCUAAAUAGAGAACAGUUUUUACCUGCUGUCUUUUGAAUUGCAUCAGAUCUGAUUAUGAGCCAGAAAGACUCAUCAGAAGAAAUAGAAGAUGGCCAUCAAGUUUUAUGUAUUACCUGUGGCCAACCACAUUUACCAGAAGAGCCCCACUUGUACAGCUACACGGAAGAAGUAGAUGAUGAUCUAAUAUGCCACAUUUGCCUACAAGCUUUGCUUCAGCCAUUGGACACUCCUUGUGGUCAUACUUACUGCACAAUCUGCCUUACAAAUUUCCUACUGGAAAAAGACUUUUGCCCCAUGGAUCGCAAACCUGUGAUUCUUCAGUCUUGCAGAAAGUCCAGCAUAUUAGUAUAUAAACUCCUGGAUAAGCUAAUGGUUAGCUGCCCUUUCACAGAACACUGCUCAGAGAUAUUGCAGCGUUGUGACCUUGAACAGCAUUUUCAAAAUGGAUGUAAAGGAGCAUCCCAUUAUGGCCUUACAAAGGAACGAAAGAGACGUUCGCAAGAUGGCUCUCCAGACUGUAGUUCCACUUUAACAGUAGCGGCUCUUGGCCCAGAGCUCUCUGCAGCUGCAGCUAUAGCCUUAAUGACAGAUGAACCAGGCCUAGUUAAUCCAGCCUUCAGCCCCACCUCUGAGGACAGCCAGUCGGGGAGUAGUUCUGGAGAUCCCAAUAGAAGCAACCGAAACAGAACUCAGCACUUUGAACGUUCCACUAUAAGAAGCAGGUCUUUUAAAAAAAUAAAUAAAGCUUUCAGCGUUCUUCGACGAACAAAAAGUGGAAGUGCAGUAGCAAACCAGGCUGACCGGGAGAGGGAAAAUAAUGGCAACUCUAUUGCCACAGAAGAAGGUUUUCCCAGAUUGUAUCACCUGAUCCCAGAUGGUGAAAUUACCAGUAUUAAGAUCAACCGUACUGAUCCCAAUGAAAAUCUGGCCAUUAGGAUUGUUGGAGGCAGUGAGACUCCUUUGGUUCACAUUAUUAUACAGCAUAUUUAUCGAGAUGGGGCGAUUGCCAGAGAUGCAAGAUUGCUGCCAGGAGACAUGAUACUAAAGGUAAAUGGCAUGGACAUCAAAAAUGUGCCUCACAACUAUGCCGUGUCAAUUCUGAAGCAGCCUUGUCAAGUGCUCCGACUCACAGUACUCAGAGAGCAGAGGUACCGAUGCCGAAACAAUGGACUUUCUUUUGAAGCUCACAACCGGGAUGACAGUUUUCAUGUGGUUCUAAGCAAAAGCAGCCCAGAUGAGCAGCUGGGAAUAAAACUGGUCCGCAAGGCAGAUGAACCUGGGGUAUUUAUUUUCAACUUGCUGGAAGGAGGUGUGGCUGCCCGUGAUGGACAGCUUCAAGAGAAUGACCGGGUUUUAGCUAUUAAUGGGCACGAUCAUCGGUACGGCAGCCCAGAAAGCGCAGCCCAGCUGAUACAGGCCAGUGAAAAGCGAGUUCACUUUAUUGUUUCACGGCAGACCAGACAGCAGACCCCUGACAUUUUGCAGGAGGCUGGGUGGAAUUACAGCAGCAGCCCACAGUCCGGCCCCACUGACAAAAACAAUCCUAACAAGAAUGUCCUUCAUGCUGUCACCUGUCAUGAGAAGGUCAUGGUUGUGCGGAAAGAUCACACAGAGUCACUAGGAAUGACUGUCGCAGGUGGAGCAUCUAACAGGGAAUGGGAUUUACCUGUCUAUGUGAUAAGUGUUGAACCUGGAGGAGUCAUCAACAGAGAUGGCAGGAUAAAGACAGGUGACAUUUUGCUGAAUGUGAAUGGAAUUGACCUGACUGGUGUGAGCCGCAGCGAGGCAGUAGCCCUGUUGAAAAACACCACCUCCUCCAUAAUGCUCAAAGCCCUGGAAAUGAAAGCAUGUGAGGCUCAGGGGGACAGCAGCAAUGUAGCACUACCCAAUGCCAGUGAGAACAUGUCUGAGAACAGCGAAUGGUCACCUUCCUGGGUUAUGUGGCUUGGGCUGCCACGGUAUUUGUACAGCUGCAAAGAAAUUGUAUUGCGGAGAAAUACAGCAGGAAGUCUUGGCUUCAGUAUUGUAGGAGGUUAUGAAGAACACACUGGAAACAAACCGUUUUUUAUCAAAUCUAUUGUUGGGGGAACACCAGCAUACAAUGAUGGAAGGAUUAGAUGUGGUGAUAUCCUACUUGCUGUCAACGGAAGAAGUACAUCAGGAAUGAUGCACGCCUGUUUGGCAAGGAUGCUCAAAGAACUGAAAGGAAAAAUUACUCUUACUUUCGUGUCGUGGCCUGGAACUUUUUUAUAAAACAUGUAUCCAUAGAGGUAACAAAUGAUUUGACACAGAAAACAAGCUCCUUAACAUGGACAUAAGUUUUUUCUCUGCACUUUUUUUGAUCAAAUGUAUAUUUGUAAAAUAAAAUUGUGAAUUGUCAAUUUGCACAUCAAGAAAAGGCAAGUCUUGCAAAAAUAGUGGCAUCUGUCAAAGAAACACCCUUUAGAAAGAACUGAAGAUAAAUUAGGGCACAAGGCUCUGUUUCCCUAGGCUGUUUUUAAGUUUGUAUUUUUUAUAUUUGAUUCAUUAUAAUAAUCAAAGAUCUUUAGUGAGCAGCAGAAACUCCUGCCCACCUGCUACUUUCCAUUUAUAAAAGAAAUUAUGAACACAUUAUGUGGAAAAUUCCUGGCAGUCUCUUGAAAUGACAGCAGUUGAAAUAUUUUUUUAAUGAUUAAAUAAGGUGAAGGUUUUUACCCAACACAUACAAAGCACUUUGAUUAAAUAAUGUACCUUUACAUUGUCAGCAUGAAGCUGGUAUUUUCACAACUUUCAAAUAUUGUCUCUUAGUAUGUAAUACUGUGAAUGAAACCUUAUUUCUAAAAUUAUUAAAAACAACUGUAACUGUGUGCUUGUACAGACACAUUGUUUUCAUCAAAAGCCAAAACUAAAUAAUUCUCUCAUAAGCUUCUUUUCAACAGAAGCUCCCCUAGAACAGGAGCUGGCAAUAUAUGGCUCGUGUGCUAGAUCUGGCCUUUGUAGCCACUGGAUCCAGCCCACAGAGCAGCAGGACUGUCUUUGUGGGAGCUGACAAGCAAGGAGCUGCAUCAGGGCUGGGGAGCUGGAAUCUUCCCAUGCUGCUGCCACUUCUGUCUCCCGCUUCCAUGAGGCUGCAGUGUGGGCACGGCUUCCAGCUAACGGAGAGCCAUGCCAGAGCUGGAAGCUGUUCCCAUGCUGCUGCCACUUGUGCCUGCCUACCCCUUUCCUUCUCCCACCCCCUCCAAGGCUGCUGUGUGAGCGCAACUUCCAGACUGAGCAGAGCUGCAGUAGGGCUGAGCUGCUUGGGAGGGCAGGGAGAAGUGGCAGCAGCAUGGAAGCAGCUUCCAGAUCCACUUCUCCGAUGCAGCUUCCCUCUGGCUGGAAGCUGCACUCACCCCACAACCUGGGAGAAGUGCUGUUGGUGGUGCAGCUCCCAGCAUGUGGCUCUGGAUAACGCCUCCCCUGCAACUGCUCAUGUGCUGCUGAAGCCACCUAGCCCAUGCCAGACUGGGGCCAGGUUGUUUCAGCCCAUUCUUGAAAAAGAUAGCUAGCUCCUUAUUUAGGACUUCCCACUUGAUAUAAUCAUGAACUUAAAAAAUAAGUAUAUGUUUCUCUUUGUUGCUGGAUUGACUUCUAAUUAUACACAUAGGAAGAAGCAGUAAAAAUGUUGCUAGACUGUGCUGCCCAUCUCAAUCAACUCUGUUCUGGAGGGAAGGAGUCCAAAUGAGAUGUUAGUUUGUUUCCAUUGUUUAACCAAUUCUUAGCCUCUGUGGAAAUUAGCAGAAUUUGAAGUCUGAACCUCCUUCCCAUUAAACUAAAAAGGAAAAAGGAUCAGAUCAUGAAUCUUUCCUGGGAUUUUUACAGCUGAUCCUUGGAAAGUGGGAUUCACAAAGACAGACAGCUCGGUAUAAAUGCUUUUGGUUUCUACUAAGUUCAUCUGCUUGCCCCCAUUCUUACAUCAGAAAAUUUUGUCAUAGGUUGUCAUACUAUACUAUAAAAACACACACAAGAUUGUGAUAAACAUACUCUCCAACUGCACUAAAAAUAAUGUGUAUAUUUACUGCAUGUUAAAUAUUCUGCAACACUUUCCGGAGCAACCAUUCUCAACCAUCUUUUCAAGAGCCUCUGACUUCUCUUGUUGCACAAUAAAGAUUGACUUAUUUACAUCAGUGGUGCCCAACUUUCCAGACCCACAGGCCGGACAAGUGAUGUGGGGUUGGUCUAUGGGCUGGAUUACAUACACACCUGGCGAGUGGGGUUGGUCCAACUUGGUCCAAGAGUGGGGGCAGAUGCAACUCCAACAUGCCAGAUGCAGCCAUGCACCAGCCCAGCUGCGUGCCUGCCCAACUGCGCUCUAGUACAAUCAGGCGCACAGGUUCACAUCAGUUGGCCUGGGGGGGCUCCCCAUGGGUCCAAAAUUUGGCAGCAAAGGAGAGGCAAUUAAUACUGCCACCACUCCCCCCUGCUUCCAAGUUUCUGGACCUGCAGAGAGGCCUGCAGGAUGGAUGACAGUUCUGUGGGUUGGAUCUGGCCUAUGGGCUGGAAGUUGAACAUCCCUGGUUUAUGUAAGGAGCUGAAAAGGCUAAACUUCAGAGACUCUUCAACUCCAAUUCCAGAUUGUUUGGCUAGUGUCGGUACUCACUAUCACAAAUACAAACCACUCAACUUGGGGGGGAAAGAGAACUUUCAGAACCUC